Molecule: messenger RNA, 964 nt
Organism: Cladocopium goreaui
Lineage: Eukaryota; Dinophyceae; Suessiales; Symbiodiniaceae
Source: the annotation of a GenBank genome assembly
GCAGCUUGCACACCAAAUUCCCGGGAGCAUUACGGGCAUCUUGCCCGGCUUAAUUCACGCGAAUGGGGUAUGCUCCAAAUCCAAAAGCAGUGAAAUCGGCUGGAUGGGAGGAUGACAUUGGCAGGAGAGAAGAAAUGGAGGACGGUUGGGUUUUCAUCGAUUGCUACGGUGAACAUCCCAGCAGCUGCUACUUCGCGAUUUACGAUGGUCAUGGUGGUCGGCAGUGCGUGGAAUAUGUUCAGGAGCACCUGCACAAGAACUUGCUGUUGGAGCUGGAGAAGGCACCCAGUAAUGUACCAGAAGCCAUGAUGCAAGCCUUCGAGCUCACGGAUGACAACAUGCAAUGCUCAGGCAUUAGCAGUUCCGGGUGCACCGCUUGCAGCUGUCUUUUGCGGCAGGAGAGUGCCUAUGCAGAGCGAGUCCUGUACACUGCCCACGUAGGUGAUGCCAGGGCUGUGCUGUGCAGACAGGGUUUAGCCGUGAGACUGACAGGGGAAUCUGACCACAAGGCCACUGAUCCAGAAGAAGCCAAACGAGUUGUCGAGGCUGGCGGAACAAUCUACAAUGAGAGAGUCAACGGAAUGUUGGCAAUUUCCAGGGCCUUUGGCGACUUUCAGCUGAAAGCGCCCACCUGGACAAAGGACAUUGUCUCAAACGUUCCGGAGAUUUCGGCCACAUUGCUGAUGGAAAAUGACUUGUUUGUGAUCACCGCCUGCGAUGGGCUCUGGGACGUUCUGGAGGAUCAGGAAGCAGUGAACCUGGUCAUCGAGGGCAUAGAACAGUUGGGCAUCCUUUGCGAAGAGAGUGCUGGCCAUCCAAUGCUGGGGCAGGUUGUGGCUCGAUUGCUCAUUGAGGAAGCCUUGGCCCGUGGAACGUCGGACAACGUGACCUGUGUCGUGGUGUUCCCAUAAGGCAUGCUGAUGAACCGUCCAAGCUGCGCUUCCCAUAGCCUCGCUGGAAAAAA